AGGUGGGCGGGACCAUACCAAACGCAAACAUGGCGGCGUCCUUAGAUGAUGAUUUUGAGUCUGAUAACCAGGAUUACUACUCUCUACUCAACGUCAGGAAAGAGGCUACAUUGGAGGAACUAAAGGGGUCAUAUCGGAGGCUGUGUAUGCUCUACCAUCCUGACAAACAUCGAGACCCAGAGCUGAAAAGCCAGGCUGAGCAACUUUUUAACCAGGUGCAUCAGGCAUAUGAAGUGCUGAGUGAUGCUCACUCUAGAGCCAUCUAUGACAUCUUUGGGAAAAAAGGGUUGGAGGUUGAAGGCUGGGAGGUGGUGGAGAGGAAGAGAACUCCAGCAGAAAUCCGAGAGGAGUAUGAAAGGCUGCAGAGAGAAAGAGAAGAGAGAAGACUACAACAAAGAACCAACCCCAAGGGCACCAUCAGCGUGGGUGUGGAUGCAACAGACCUGUUUGACCGCUAUGAUGAGGACUUUGAAGAGAUGCCAGGUGGAGGAUUUCCUCAUAUUGAAAUCAACAAGAUGCAUAUUUCCCAGUCCAUAGAGGCUCCUUUGACGAACACUGACACAGCAGUGCUGUCUGGUUCACUCUCCACACACAAUGGGACUGGAGGGGGCAACAUUAACAUGACCGUACGAAGGGUUACGUCAGCCAAGGGCUGGGGAGAGUUGGAGUUGGGAGCUGGGGACAUACUUGGACCUCUUAUCGGGUUGAAGGUGUUUCGCAACAUCACCCAACGGUGUUUCUUGACAGCCCAGGGCGGUCUGCAGUUUUCUCCUCGAGGUUUGCGACCCAGCUGUUCUAUGAUGACAGCACGUCACCUGGAUCAAAACACCAUGGGUUAUCUGCAGUGGCGCUGGGGGCCCAGCAGCGCCAUGACGACCAGCCUGGUGCGGGACACAAAGAGCAGCCACUUCACUCUAGCUCUGCAGUUGGCUGUGCCUCACUCCUACCUGAUGAUGAGCUACCAGUACAAGUUUCAGGAUGAAGACCAGACUAAAGUGAAAGGCUCUAUGAAGACAGGCUGGUUUGGUACUGUGGUGGAAUAUGGAGCAGAGAGGAAGAUCAGUCGACACAGUGUCCUGUCAGCCACUGUCAGCAUCGGGGUUCCUCAGGGGGUCACGCUCAAAAUCAAGUUGGCGCGUGCCAGUCAGACGUACCUGUUUCCAAUCCACCUCACAGAUCAGCUGCUGCCUAGCGCUGUGUUCUAUGCCACCGUUGGACCCCUGCUUGUCUACAUGGUCAUCCACAGACUGGUCGUCAUCCCAUAUACGCAAGCACAGAAAGAGCAAGAUUUGGAGCUGCAGAGGAAGAGCUCGGCUGUAGACAUUGCCAAGAAGAAGACCGAGGCAGAGUCUGCUGUUCUGCUGAUGCAGGAGUCUGUGAGGAGAAUCAUAGAAGCGGAAGAAUCCAAGAUGGGUCUGAUUAUCCUUAAUGCCUGGUAUGGAAAGUUUGUGUCGGACACCAGCCAGAAGCAGGAGAAAGCAAAGGUCAUCGACGUCACCGUGCCUCUGCAGUGCCUGGUCAAGGACUCCAAACUUAUCCUAGCAGAGGCCUCUAAGGCUGGGUUGCCAGGCUUCUUCGACCCCUGUGUGGGAGAAGAGAAGAGUCUCAAAUUACUGUACCAGUUCCGAGGCGUCAUGCACCAAGUCAUCUCCGCUGACACCGAGGCACUACGGAUACCCAAGCAAUCUCACAGAAUUGAGCCUGAGUCUUCCUAGGAGCCCGCUACUGUUGCAGCACCAGAGGGCAGAACGCAGAUCAAACAGACUGUGUGUCAACAGAAAAAUGAGAAGACACAUUAACAAUAAGUCUGUUACUCUCCUCUGGUCCUCUUCUAUCAUGGUAUUUAGUGAAUCUGUUUAUCCAGUUCCUUCACUCCUCCCUCUCCUGUGGGCCGUCUCCGAGGUUCAGCAGAAUACAGGAGGCAGCUCAGAGUGUGUGUCUCUGAGUCAAAUAUCUGACUGCUGCAAGAGAUCAAACACUGGCCCUGAACAUAGUUUUAUAUAAAAGUAAAUAUAUAUAUAUACAUAUAUGCACUACACAGAGGGACUGAUGGUCACUGCGGACGUGGUGGCCAUUCCCGUCCACGAUGAGCUAAAAGUGCACAUACAUUUAAAGAAGUAUAUUGACAUUUCUUAUGUCAAGUAUGUUGAAAUGAGCUGUAAUGUAAUUUUACCCCAUAUCAUUGUCGUCUUAGUCCUGUAUGUGUGUCACCCGGGUAGGUUAACCUAUUAAUGUUAUAACAUACCAGUCAUUACACUAACUUUAAAAUGCAGAGUCAUGUCUCUGCUUAACUCGUGUUUUAGUUCACUUUAUUGAAAUGUCCUUUCUUAAUUUAUUUUUGCCUUUGAGUGACAUGUCUGCUGCUCAGGUGUAAACUGGUGCUGAAAACUUAUAUCUGUGAAGGUCGGGAUAUGGAAGUUGGAGGAGGGGAAGUGAGAGAGAUGCCCUUUGAUGGUAGUGGUCCAACCAAGGCUUAAAUCUUUCAUACUGAAUUUUUAAUAAUUCAAGCUUGAAUGCAUUUUUUAAAGCAGAAGUUCCCCUUCGAUUUGAUUUGCGUCAGUGUGUAUCGAUUGUUGCUGUGCAGCUGCAGCCCAAUGAUUUUAAAUAAAUUAAGGUGAGAUGUGUACUUCACUGGUAUAGCUCUAGCCCUAAGCCCCUGAUAACAGUAACACCUGGUACACAUUUAUAAUAUUGAAGCCUAUAGAGAUAUGAUUGAAGCUGUUUGUGGUUAUGAAGUGGCCAGUAGAGGGCGGAGGUCAACACUUUCCCUCCUGGAGGUUUUUCACUGUGACUGACGAAAACUUGAGCUGACAUGAGCCACACUGAAACCAUUUUACUGACCAUGGCACAUUUACAUAGCUGCAUUUAUUUGUUGGAUUGUGUCUGAUGUACACCAGACCUGUGCCAUAUGUUUGAAUUUAAUAUUCUCUGUCCCUCUUUUUUUAUUUAAAAAUGGAAUUAAUCUGCUAUUGCCAUGUCCCUUCUUACACAAGUAUAAGAUGCUAAACCAUGCUCAUCACUUGGCUAUCUUUUAGGUGAUGAUCAAGACACUAACAUACCUUUUAAUGUAGCUAUUUUACUCAGAGUGGUGAGGUUGAUAUGGACAGACCUAAUAUCGUAUGAUGCACUUUCUCCUCUGUUGCACAAGUUGAAAUUGUGGAUUGAAACCGUAUCUACAAAAGUACAAUGAUUGCCUCAUGGGCUAUGGUGAGUCACUGAAAACACUAUCUUAAAUACCUCUUGAGAUAAAAAAUGGUAUUAUAUUGAACAAAAUUAGAGGGUUGUUAUCAUGAAAGUGGAGCUGAAGCCUCUAAAUUUAGCUGUGUACUUUUACUGAGUUUACAUCUAAAAGGUUCUGACAAGUCCUGUUCAUUUUAUAUUGUACCCUUCAUUUAUUAAUUAUAUAUUUUUUCCAUUGCUGUGAUUGACUCGCAAGACGAGGGUGUGUUUAGGCUCAAAAAUAAAAACAGGAAGUAUUAAGAUGAAUAUGUUUUUGCAGCUGGUUGAAACGAUGUUGUCUCUACAGUCAGAUCCAUAGCAGUCUUGCGUCACUUUUACAGCAGCCAUUUUUGCACUGACUCUGUUUGUAGCAUUUGUCUUUUAAGUGUUUUUAAGUGUGCUGUAAAGUGUUUUGACAGGUCAGCUGGUCACCUCUGCUCCAGUGCCGCCAUGAGGUCAGCAGAAAGACGGCUUCCCUGCUGUGACACUCAUCCAAACUGACCCACAUUAGUAUGUAUAUAUGCUGUAUGGUUGAGGAACCUGUGUUCUCUGUCCUGUAAAAACUACAAUAAAUAUGAAGCGAUCA
Molecule: messenger RNA, 3805 nt
Organism: Eleginops maclovinus (Patagonian blennie)
Lineage: Eukaryota; Metazoa; Chordata; Actinopteri; Perciformes; Eleginopidae
Product: dnaJ homolog subfamily C member 11-like
Exons: 16
Coding region: 30-1715 (561 amino acids)
Biological process (GO): cristae formation
Source: RefSeq, a predicted model, not a curated record